AUGGCCACCCGACCAAUCCCCACUCUCACCAGCACCGCCGAGUUCGACGCCAAGGCGGGCAAGCCCUGCUACACCUGGUACGAAGUCUACGGUGACCUCAAAUCCGGCAUCACCCCCGUCAUCGUCCUCCACGGCGCUCGGCAACGGCGCCUCGACGCGCCUCCCGAGAAGACGGGGGAGCAGGCGUCGUUCUGGACCCAGGAGCUCUUCGUCGACGAGCUCGACAACCUCAUCCGCCACCUCGGCAUCCAGGACAACUACAGCAUCCUCGGCCAGUCGUGGGGCGGCAUGCUCGCCGCGCUCCACGCAGUCAAGCAGCCGAAGGGCCUCAAGCGGCUCGUGCUCGCGAACAGCCCGGCGAGCAUCCAGAUGUUCGUCAAGAUCGCGUACGAGAAGCUCGUCCCAGGAUUGCCCUCUGAUAUCGCGGAAACGAUCUUGAAGCAUGAGAAGGAGGGGACGACGAGUGCGAAAGAAUACCAAGAUGCCAUGACGGUGUUCUACAAGAGGCAUCUGUGCCGUGUGGAUCCUUACCCUGAGGAGCUACAGCAGAGCUUUGCAGCGGAUCCUGAUUCAGUGGUUUACCAUGCGAUGAACGGCCCGUCUGAAUUCCACAUUACGGGUCCGAUCAAAGAUUUUGACAUCACCCAGCAGGCCCACAAGAUCAAUGUCCCUACGCUUCUCAUCAGUGGCCGAUACGAUGAAGUCGAUGAGGCGUCCGUCGCCCCGUACUUUAAAACUAUCCCUCAGGUCAAGUGGAUCACCUUCGCAGAAUCCAGUCACACGCCACACAUGGAGGAGAGGGAGAGGUACAUGAGAGUCGUCUCUGACUUCUUCAAGGCAUGA
Messenger RNA from Epithele typhae, 843 nucleotides. RefSeq names its product prolyl aminopeptidase-2. Lineage: Eukaryota; Fungi; Basidiomycota; Agaricomycetes; Polyporales; Epitheliaceae. The record is from RefSeq and is a predicted model, not a curated record. Gene Ontology annotation, molecular function: peptidase activity. The coding region runs from base 1 to 843 and encodes 280 amino acids. The transcript is spliced from 4 exons. Gene Ontology annotation, biological process: proteolysis.